AUGAAAAAUGUAAGAGAAAGUAAUUCAUUUAGUAGAUUCAAGACAAGACAAAAGUCAAGAUCUAAUGAUCAAAAUUCUUAGAUUCUAAAAUUACAAAGUUAAUAAUAUGUUAAAAGUAAAACAACAUGUCUAUUAUUAGAAUUACCUCCUAAAGCUUAAUAAGUGAGUUUUCAUCUUUUACCAGAGAGUUAUUAAGGAUCUAAAACAAAAUAUAUGGUUUAAUAAGUCAUACAAGUAUAAUAAAUUUCAAUAAUAUUAUAGAAACCUUCAAAUAAAGUAUUAAAUGAUACUCAUAAUUACUUAUCUAGUAAAUAUUAGGCAAAUAAACUUAUCAAUAAAAAUAGUUUUGUAAAGAAUCAUUCUAAAAAAAUACAUUCUAUGAGUUAUUAUCAUUGUAAUUGAUAUAUACAAAUAUAUUUUUUAGAUGAUAGCAUAUAAAAUGAGAAUGAUGAAUUAUGUAUGCAUUAUAACAACUUGUCCAAUGUAUCUUUCAAAGAAUAUAUGGAUGCAGAAAGUAUAAAUACAAAUAUUCAACAUUAGCACGUGCCAACAAAAUUUCAUCUGAUAAAUCUUAAGAAAUUAUUGAAGGCAAAAAACUAUUGAGUUUAGGUUAAACUGAAGAAGCAUAAAAGUUAUUUGAAGAAAUUCUUUAAAACAGUAAUAAUCCUGAAGCAAGAUAUUUAAAUGGUCUAUGUCAUUUAAGUAAAUCUGAAUUCUCAGAAGCCAUUGCAGAUCUUAGUCUAUUGAUUUAACAAUAACCACUCUAUAAAAGAAAUGCAUAUAUUCUCUUAGCAAUUGCUUAUAAAAAAUCAAACUGUCCAAACGAUGCUUUAAAUACUGUAUUAUUAUUGAUUAAAUUUAGUUAACUCUUUCUAUCAAAUAAUUUAAUAAAUAUUUUGAUGCAUAUAUAUAUAGAGGCAAACUAUUGUUGAAAAUGAAAUAAUUUGAUCGUGCUUUAAAGGAUUUUACUUGUGCAGUUGAAAUAUAGCCAAAAAAGGCCAUAUCUUAUAUUGGAUAGGCUGAUUGUUACAGAUAUAUGAAUCAACCAAAAUUAAGUGUUUAAGCUUGUACUCAAGCUAUAGAAUGUCAAGAUUCUUCCUUCAGAUAAGCACUUAUUAAAAGAACUUUAUUAUAUAUUGAUUUAAAAGAAUAUGAUUUGGCUCUUUAAGAUAUUUAAGCUGUUUUGGAAGAAGAUUAUUGUGAUUCUGAAGCUCUUUACAUUAAAGGUUUCAUUUGCACUAAAAAAAGUAUAUUAAUAUAUAAUUUUUAGAUUAAAUUUAAGAAGCCUUUCUUGCAUAUGAGUAAUCAAUUAAACACAAUAAUUCAAAAAAAGCAGUUUCUAAAUCUUUGUAUGAAAUAGCUAAAAUUAAAAUUGAACAAAGAGAUUUUUAUGAAGCAUUUUAUUAAUUAAGUCGUGCUGAUUAUUUAGAUGUAGAUGAGAAGAUCUUAGAGAAAUUUAAGAUUUUUACUGAUGGAGUUACAUUCUUAAUGAAACGUAAAUUUGAUGAAGGAGUAGACACUCUUACAACACUUAUUACCAAACAUUAGGUUACAGAUUUUUUGAAACCUCUUAUAUUUUAAUAUAGAGCUUAUGGAUAUUUUUGUCAAUCAUAAUAUUAAAAGGCACUUAAUGAUCUCAAUUAAUUAACAUCACUUGAAAAACCUUCUAUUUAUAAUAAACUUAUAGCUGAAGGUAUCCUUGCUGCUGUUUCUAAUUAAUUUGAACAAUCUCAAGGAUUCUUUUUAAAAGCAUAAAAAUUAAUGCCAAAUAAAAUGGAACCAUACUUUUAUAAAGCUACUACAUUAGUUAAAUUCUAUAGUUAUCUUAUUCCAAAAGAUGAUAUAGAGAAAAAAAAUAAAUUUUUGAAUGAUGCCAUUAAAUAUAUGGAUAUGGCAGUCAAAAUAAAUGAAUAAUCUAAUCUUUUAUUCUAUAGAGGGAUUGUACUUUUUGCAUAAGGAAGAUUAGAUGAUUCCCUAAUAGAUUUAGAUAAAGCAAUAGAAAAAUCAGAAGAUCAUGUAGCAAAACAUUUUUAUGUAAGAGGGUUAAUAUAAGCAUGUAGAGAAGCAUAUGAACCAUCACUUAAUGAUUUAACAAUAGCAUUAAAUUUAGAUGAAAAACUUGUUGAUGCUUAUUUAAAUAGAGCAAAAGUAUUUCUAUUAUUGGGAGAUAGGAAAAAUGCAUAUUAUGAUGCUCAAAAAUACAAAGAAUGUAAAUAGAAUGAUCCAUAAACAGAUAUUAUAUUAGGGAAUUUAUUUUUUUAAAUAGGAGCAUAUGAAGAUGCUAUUCAAUCUUAUUCUAAAAGUAUAAGUUCAGAAAAAAGUUUAUAAGUUUUAUAUUUCAGAGCAAAAACAUAUAUUGUAAUAAAAGAAUUAAAUAGUUCUAUGUUAGAUUUAUAAAAAAUAGUUGAAUAAUCUAAUGAUAUUCAUGCAAUUGUAGAUUUAAAUGUUUUAUAGUAAUUAAAAAAUACUUCAACUGCAAAUAAUGAUUAGAAUAUAUUUUAAGAAGCUCUAUAAUGUGUAAAUCAAAUUUUAAAAAAAGGAGCAGAAGGAAAGAUAUUUAAAAAAUCUGAUAUUUUGUUUUAUAAAGGUUUAUUUUAAUUCUAUUUAAAAUAAUAUGAUAGUGCUCAAUAAUCAUUAAGAGAAUCAUAUAAAAUUAAAGAGGAUCUAUAAAAAAAGGAAUUAGGAUCUAUGAAUGAUUCUGAUUAAUAUAUUUUAGAUUAAUUAAAUUAAACUUAAAAGAAAGUAGAAUUUAAAAGCAAACCUUUAGAAGAAUUUGAAUUUAGUGAUAGAACUUAUAAUCUAUAUGAAUAUUAUUUCAAUAGAUCUGCAAUACAUUUAUUAUUAGGAUAGAGUGAAUCUGCACUUCAUUAUUUAGAAUAAUUAUAAGAGAAUAUUUAAUAAUUAGAAAUCUAAGAACAUCUUUCAUUAUUUAUUUAAUUAUUAAAGGAUGAUUAAAAUCCUAAAAGUGAAAUUAAUUGUGAACUUUCAAAAUUGACUGAAUUUUUAAUAUUUCCUUAACAUAAUAGAUUAUGUUCAAUCUAUCCUAUGAUUAAAUUACCUUUAAAGAAAUAUAAAUAAAAUUUAUAGUUAAGAUUAUCUUUUUGUUUGCCAACAAUAGAGAUUCCAGAAAUGAAUAUUAAAUUUGAUGAUAAAUUAAUUGAAACAAUUAGUGUAUAAAUCUAUUUAUAUACAAUUUUAGCCAACUGUAGUUGAAAAUAAACCAGAAGCACCUUGGAUUAAAAGAACAGCAGAAGGUGUAAUAUUUACUGAUAAUGUUCAAAUAGUUGAAGAUUUAGAUCUACAAUCAACAACAAGAUAAUCAAAAAAAUAAACAGAAAUUGAAGAUCCAGAAUUUUAAUAAUUUGAAGAUUAAUUAAAUCAUGCAAUUGAAAAAUAUGAUUAUAGUGAAAUAGAUUAAUAAGAUGAUAUUGUUGAAUAACAAAAUUAAGCUUUAGAUUUACAAUAACUUAAACAAAAUUUAAUGUUAGAUUCUAAAAUUGCAGACAAAUUAAAUUCCAUUCUAUAAAAAAAAGCUUAAAAUUGA
Messenger RNA from Paramecium primaurelia, 3544 nucleotides. The record is from the annotation of a GenBank genome assembly. Lineage: Eukaryota; Ciliophora; Oligohymenophorea; Peniculida; Parameciidae.